Messenger RNA from Podarcis muralis (Common wall lizard), 1350 nucleotides. It is a transcript of the gene PARL, whose product is annotated as presenilin associated rhomboid like. Gene Ontology annotation, molecular function: serine-type endopeptidase activity. The record is from RefSeq and is a predicted model, not a curated record. NCBI's taxonomy places the organism in Eukaryota, Metazoa, Chordata, Lepidosauria, Squamata, Lacertidae. Gene Ontology annotation, cellular component: membrane.
CCGGCAGCGCCAGCCCCUUUCAAGAUGGCGGAAGGAAGCGCCCGCCGACCCGGAAGCGUUAUUUUCGGAGGGUGAGGAAAAUGGCGUGGAGUUGCUGUGCCCGAGUCUGGGUUAGACAGGAGUUAUGGGGUAGUAGUGGAUUCCGGACACACAGAAAUACCCUAUACACACAACAAAGAAAUGGAUUCAGAAGACCAGCACAGAAGAGUGAUCCGCAAACACCAAACCCAAAAACUGGUAUUAAGCCACAGAAAAGUAGUUUGUCUCCUCCAGCCUAUCAAGAAUCUUCCCGUUCAGUGAAAAUCCUUGUGAAGCCAUUCUUCUUUACAAUUGGGUUUUCAGGCUGUGCUUUUGGAUCAGCUGCUAUUUGGCAAUAUGAACAUCUCAAAUCCAAGGUUCAGAACUAUUUUGAAGAUAGUCGAGCAGACUGGAUGGAUAAGGUGCGACCACAAAAAGGGAUGGACUUCAGAAGGCAGGUUAACCAGUGGUGGAAUAGUCUGAGCAACGGGCAACGUACUGUGUCAGGCAUUAUAGCUGCAAACGUCUUUGUAUUCUGUUUAUGGAGGAUACCCUCUUUGCAACGAGUAAUGCUUACAUAUUUCACAUCUAAUCCAACUUCUCGAGUUGUGUGCUCUCCCAUGUUGCUAUCUGCAUUUAGUCAUUUCUCAUUUCUACACAUGGCAGCCAACAUGUAUGUUCUGUGGAGCUUCUCAACCAGUAUAGUCUCUCUUCUGGGACGGGAACAAUUCAUGGCAGCGUACCUUUCUGCAGGGGUUUUUUCCACAUUUGUGAGUUAUUUUUGCAAAACGGUCACAGGAAGAUUUGGAUCAUCACUUGGAGCAUCGGGUGCUAUAAUGAUGGUCCUUGCAGCAGUAUGUACGAAGAUGCCAGAAGCCAGGCUAGCCAUAAUAUUCCUUCCAAUGUUCACAUUUACAGCUGGAAAUGCUUUAAAAGCCAUUAUUGCACUGGACACGGCCGGACUUAUUUUGGGUUGGAAGUUUUUUGACCAUGCUGCACACGUUGGAGGGGCUCUCUUUGGCAUGUGGUAUGUAACAUACGGGCAUAAUCUAAUAUGGAAGAAUAGAGAACCGGUGGUGAAGGCAUGGCACACAAUAAGGACUUGGAGACCAAAUAAAUGAGGUGGGGCUUGCAACUGGUGCUUUUUAGAAGAAACUUGUACAGAAAUGGCGUGCUGCUUUGAAGACUGGAAAGUGGAUUGGUUGUUACAUUACUUACACAGUAAUGGGAUCUUCAGUUCUAAAUGUGAUAAUCCACACUCAAAAUAAAUGCAUUUAUUGAUAAACACAUAACCAAAUAGAAAACAAUAAAGAUUUGUAUCUCAUUGCUUUA